Messenger RNA from Chelonia mydas (Green sea turtle), 7301 nucleotides. It is a transcript of the gene DPP10, whose product is annotated as dipeptidyl peptidase like 10. The transcript has 26 exons. Gene Ontology annotation, biological process: proteolysis. The record is from RefSeq and is a predicted model, not a curated record. Lineage: Eukaryota; Metazoa; Chordata; Testudines; Cheloniidae. Gene Ontology annotation, molecular function: dipeptidyl-peptidase activity; serine-type peptidase activity. Bases 2847 to 5255 code for a protein of 802 amino acids.
AGCAAAAACAAGUUUAUUCUCUAACUACAAAAUAUAGAUUUUAAGUGAUAGUAAACAGAUCAAAGCAUCUUACCUUGCAAAUAAACAAACUAAACAUAAUAUACUGAACAGAUUGGAUAUGAAUAGCAGUUUCUCACUCGAAGAGAUGAUGCAAGCGGGCUGCAGAUUCUUAAGGGGCAAGCUGCACUUGCUUACAGCUUGGAAUGCCCAGAUAUUCCAUUCACGGGCUAAAAAUCCCUUUAGUCUGGAUCCCACACUUCCCCCAGUUCAGUCUUUGUUCCUCGAGUGUUUCCAGGAGUCUUCUUGAGUGGGAACGAAGAACACAAGAUGAUGUCCUUCCCAGCCUUGUAUAGUUUUGUUUCAAAAGCUUAGUUCCUAGUUCCCAGACCUGUCUGUGGAAAAUUGACAUCCCAAGAAGGAGUCUAGUGCCACAUGGUCUCAUCACGUGUCCUUGUAGAGUCAUAGCAGACAUCGCUCACAGGCUGUUUGGAGCAUACACAGGAAGGCUCCCUAGGUGGGAGAUAAGCUUCUCCCAAGGCCUAUUGUUUUUCAAAUGGCCCAUUCCCCACCCACUGUCUGGAAUGAAAGCAUCUUGUCUAGUGGACAUUUCCCAAGGUGUAAUUACAUUUGAAAUGCAGACAAUCAAUAUUAAUAACUUCAGAUACAAUUAUACAUGAAUACAAAUAAGAUAAUCAUAUUCAGCAAAUCAUAACCUUUUCAAUGAUAUCUCACAUUACUUAUCUUGCAUAAAGUACAUCAUAACUAUGUCAUAAUUAUAUCAUACCAAUAUCACCAUGAAGAAUAUGGGUUGUAGUGUCACAGCAUGCAUACAAAAAGUGAGGGUGAGGUGGAAUGGUGGAGGGGAAAACUUAAUAGGAGAAUGGGGGUAGGGAAGUUAUGGUAAUAUAGAGCAGUGAGGAAGGAAGGGAGAGAGCAAGGGAUGGAGAAGAGAAUGAGUUGUUCAGAGAUGGGGUGGAAGAGGGAGAGAAGCUGUUGGAAUGAACAGAGAGGAAAUAAAUGUCCAGAUUGAAAACCAUGGUACGUAGUGGCUGAUAAUCUCACAGUAUUCACAGCAUAUGCUGCUGUCCCCUUGCUGGAUCUCUUGGUGUGAGGGAUGGGGAGUGCUGACUAGGUCUUAUCCCCAUUCCUGAUGCUACUGCCUCGGGCCCUGUGGGGAAUGGUGAAGUCUUUGGGUUCCUAGGUGCUGGCUCUGCCCUGGACCUCUGUUUCUCUCACGUGUGGUUUGUAGCAGAUGCUGCUAAGGGCCUCAUCCACCAGUGUGGGUUCCCCCUGAUAAUUCUGGUAGUGCAACAUUGUGAGGCCAAACCUAUGGAUGGAUGGAUUAAAGUAGAAUUGAGCAAAAUACUGCUGAAACCAGGGAUAACCAGACAGCUUGGGCCUCAUUUUCAGAGGUGUUAAAUGCCUGAACCUACCAUUGAUGUUAGCUAGAGGUGUGGGUGUUGCGUACUUCUAUCCAACAUUGGACAGCCCAAAAACUUGGACCCCCACAAAGCAGUGGCUUGUGAAUAGGCUGGCCUAGACCCAUGUAAGUCACUGUGCAGAAUCAAGGCUUUUCACCCUAGUUAUGUAUAUUUCCCAGGUGCUGAUCCUCAACCCUUCUAGCACCUGAUUCUUUCCCUGAUAGCUGAAAGAGGGCCAAGCCUCUGGUAGCAUAGUUUACACCUGUAAAUCCUGUAGAAGGAUUAGGGACUAACCCGCCCCCAAACACCUGUGAAGGUGCCCCGCAGCCAAGUAAGCAAUAUACAGGCUGUGUAGAUAGUCUCCGAUAUGACUGUAUGAGGGAUACAACAAAAAACCUGAGAAUUUGAUCAAUAUCCCGAGCUCCAGCCGUGCUUUUCGAGCUGGAAAUGGCUGAGGCUGGGACUGCAAACCUCUGGCUGCUUUUUUAACUUUGUGUGUGUGUGUGUGUGUGUGUGUGGCGGGGGGAGGGGGUACAGCUUGUCAGAUCCUGUUAAAGCCAGAGCCACAGCGCCCUCCUCCCCCCCCCCCCCAAAAAAAAAUCCAUCCCAUCCUAAACAGCCCAGAAGCAGCUGCUCUUCGCUGCCCAAAGAGAGGAUUUACCACAGCUUUGUGGGGCCGGGCUUCCAGGAAGGCGGGUGAAGGCAUUUGCAGCGCGGAGCUGGCGGGCUGGUCCUGUGGUGGGCGGCAGGAGCAGCCCGAGACCCGCCCACCCCGCUCCGGCUGGUGGCUCGCAGUGGUCUGCUCCCGCCGAGGAGGGAAGCGGCGGGUGACAGCGGCGCCUUGUUGCUCUGCCGGUCCAUUGCUCCAGCUGUGCAGCCGGCGGCGCUCGGCGGCGGGACGCUGCCGCUGCCGCGAGGGGAGAGGCGCUAAGCCAGGGAGCCCCCGGCUCCGGCUCCUCCGCACCUGCCUGGCCAAGGAGGGUUCUUCGGCGAGCCGCCGCCGCCGCUGCUGGAGGGGGCGCGCACACUGCAGUAAUGCGAGACCAUCCCCUCCUGGCGGGGAAGGGGAAGCCGGCCGAGUCCCAGCCCAGCCAGGUGUUCCGCUUCGGUCUGCGGCUGGCGGCCCAGAGCGCUCAGUGACCCGCCAGCGGGAGUCUCCUCUGCCCCUGGGCGCGCUUCAGACCGCCUGGCUUCAGCCGGAGGGGGGGUUGCGGUAGCUGGAGAGGGGGAGAGAGAAGCGGCUGCUCCUUGGUGCUCCUCUUCCUCCUCCCCCCCCCCCAGCCCCGGUCAUUUUCUGCUGCCGCCGCUUUGCCAGCUCGAGGAGGGCAGGGAAGCUUGUGUCAUGCAAUCGGUGCCCAGUGAAAGGUCUCCGAGGCUGAAGUACCCGUGAGAGGAAGUGCAGCGAAAUCAAGCCCGCUCUGUGCAAUGACAGCCAUGAAGGAGCAGCAGGCACCGCCGAACCCGGGCAGCCGGGGGAGCCAGCCUCAGCAGCAAGACCAGGAGCUUGGAAGUAACAGCCCUCCGCAGAGGAAUUGGAAGGGAAUUGCAAUUGCACUGCUGGUGAUUCUAGUUGUAUGUUCACUCAUCACUUUGUCUGUCAUUCUUUUAACCCCAGAUGAGCUUACAAAUUCAUCAGAAACCAGAUUGUCUUUAGAAGAUCUCUUCAAAAAAGAGUUCAUAGUUCAUAAUCCAGAAGCCAAAUGGAUUAAUGAUACAGAAGUGGUGUAUAAAAAUAGGAAUGGACAUGUUGUUAAACUGAAUGUAGAAACAAAUACAACCACGUUAUUACUGGAAAAUACAACUUUUGUAACUUUCAAAGCAUCAAGAUAUUCAGUUUCACCAGAUUUAAGAUUUGUUCUUCUUGCAUAUGAUGUUAAACAGGUUUUUCAUUAUUCUUACACGGCUUCAUAUGUGAUUUAUAACAUACAUACAAGGGAAGUUUGGGAGUUAAACCCUCCAGAAGUAGAGGAUUCAGUUUUACAGUAUGCAGCAUGGGGUGUAGAAGGAGAGCAACUGAUUUAUAUUUUUGAAAAUAACAUCUACUAUCAACCUGAUGUAAAGAGUAGCUCAUUGCGACUGACAUCCUCAGGAAAAGAAGGAAUCAUAUUUAAUGGAAUUUCAGACUGGCUCUAUGAAGAGGAGCUUCUUCACUCUCAUGUUGCCCACUGGUGGUCCCCGGAUGGAGAAAGGUUGGCAUUCUUGAUGAUAAAUGACACUUUGGUACCAAACAUGGUUAUUCCUCGGUUUACUGGAGGUCUGUAUCCCAAAGGAAAGCACUAUCCAUAUCCUAAGGCAGGUCAAACAAACCCAACAGUAAAGCUGUUUGUAGUCAAUCUAUAUGGACCAACACAUACACUGGAACUCAUGCCACCUGACAGCUUUAAAUCAAGAGAAUACUACAUCACUAUGGUAAAGUGGGUAAGCAAUACCAAGACUGUGGUGAGAUGGUUAAACAGACCUCAGAACAUUUCCAUUCUUACGGUUUGUGAGACCACGACUGGGGCUUGUAGCAAGAAAUAUGAGAUUACAUCAGAAGUGUGGCUUUCUAAACAGAAUGAGGAGCCAGUUUUCUCCAAAGAUGGAAGUAAGUUCUUUAUGAUAGUCCCAGUGAAACAAGGUGGCCGGGGUGAAUUCCACCACAUAGCAAUGCUUAUUGUUCAGGCUAAAACUGAACAAAUCAGUGUGAGACACCUGACAUCAGGAAACUGGGAAGUUAUCAAAAUCCUGGCAUAUGAUGAAAAUACUCAAAAGAUUUAUUUUUUAAGCACUGAAGAUUCCCCAAGAGGGAGACAGCUACAUAGUGUAUCAACUGUUGGAUUACUGAACCGCCAGUGUCUUUCAUGCAAGUUCAUGGAAGAUCAGUGCACGUACUUCAGUGCAAAGUUUAGUCCCAUGAACAAGCAUUUUUUACUACAUUGUAAAGGGCCAGGCGUUCCAGUUGUUAGCGUGCACACUACAAGUAACCCUGGAAAAUUUUACAUAUUGGAAAAUAAUGCUGUGUUGAAAGAAACUAUUUUAAAGAAAAAGAUUUUGCGGACAGAAAUUAAAAUGGUUCACAUUGAGGAUUAUGAACUUCCUUUACAGUUGUCAUUUCCAAAGGAUUUCACAGAUCGAAACCAGUAUGCUGUUCUGUUAAUAAUUGAUGAAGAUCCAGGCAGCCAGUUGGUUACAGAUAAGUUUCACGUUGACUGGGAUUCGGUGCUUGUCAACUCUGAUAAUGUCAUCGUAGCUCGAUUUGAUGGCAGAGGGAGUGGAUUUCAAGGCCUUAAAAUUCUACAGGAAGUCCAUCGUUGCUUAGGUUCAGUGGAAGUGAAGGACCAAAUAGCAGCUGUAGAGUCAUUACUGAAACAACCAUUCAUCGAUCCUAACCGACUGAGCAUAUUUGGAAAGGGAUAUGGCGGAUACAUUGCAUCAAUGAUCCUGAAAUCCAAUGAAAGACUUUUUAAAUGUGGAGCUGUUAUUGCACCAAUCACAGACAUGAAGUUGUAUGCUUCAGCUUUUUCAGAAAGAUACCUUGGCAUUCCAUCUAAAGAGGAAAAUACAUAUCAGGCAUCCAGUGUACUGCACAAUAUUCAUGGUUUAAAAGAAGAGAAUUUGCUAAUAGUUCAUGGGACAGCCGAUACUAAAGUCCAUUUCCAACACUCAGCAGAACUAAUUAAACAUCUAAUAAAAGCUGGAGUUAAUUACACUAUGCAGAUCUACCCAGAUGAAGGUCAUAACAUUGCAUCUGAGAAAAGCAAAUAUCACCUUUACAGCACAAUCCUUGGGUUUUUUAGUGCUUGUUUAAAGGAGGAAGCCCCAAUUUUACCACAGGAACCUGAAGAGGAUGAAUAAGGAAGCCUGUUUGUACAGUACUGAAGGGAGACUUACUUUGAGGCUCAAUAAAACCUUAAAUAAAAGUGACUGUAAGAUUGCAGAUUCUGCAGAAGCUCAAGGGCAGCUAAAGGAUAUAACAGUGGAACAGCACAUUUAGAGACACUGAGCUAAUAAACUGGAAUUUGAAUACAAAUCCAAACAUAUUACUGAGGGACAAAACCUAUAUCUUUGUGGAUGGACAACGGUUGGUUACAGUUUCCUGGACAAACUUAGUUUUGCAUAAGUGUAGAGUGGGUGCAUGUUUAUUAUGUUAAGCCUCACUGUUUGUUCUGUAAGUAGUUGCCCUGUUUUUAAUUUAAAUGCACAUCUUUAUCCAUUUUUGCAUUAUGCUCUACCAAUCAUAAAUAUUAAGGCCACUUAUAUUUUAAAAGGUGAGUUGCAAUCUAAUACUUUACUGUAACAUUACAAUAAGUGCAAUUCCUUUCCUGCCUAUUAAGCAUAAGAAAGCAUUAAGUUAAUAAAGGAUGUGAUAUUUUCUAUAGUUUCUGUUUAAAGGGAAAAUAUUGUCCAGUGGGUCAUAUAACAUAAGUAUAGAAACUUAUUUUAUUUUUGUUUGUUUUAAUUUCAGACAUUUAUUACUGUUAUUGUACCUAUUAGUAACCAGUAAGGGCAUUUUUGGGAGUGCACUCUUGGUCUUUAUGUAUAUACACAUGACUUCCUACGCAGAAAAUCUUUGUAUGCUUGAAUAAUUUUUCAAGCCAUAAUUAACAGCUGUGUUUUAACAAUGUCUGCAGUUGAAAUACUUCCCCAAUCCCAAAUGUAUCAUUUCCAUAAGAAAUGUUUGGGUUGUGUUUUGGUAUUGUUUAUAGUAGUUAAUAGUCUGCUGGUUACACUCUAAUUUUAGAAUAUGCUACUUUGUCAGAUGUAAAUUAGAUACAUAAAUAUUAAAUUAUAGUUUCAGAUAAAGAAAUUUUAUUAACAACGUAAUGCCAUUGAGUUAUAUUUUACCCUAAAAAAGAAAUCUUUGCUCAGAUUCCAUUCUAAUUUCUGUGGCAGUAGCAGGUAACUGGAACAGCCUGUCAGUUUUUAUUUGGUAUUCCACAGCUGCUCAUUAAGAAGGAUUUACAUUCAACAGUGUUACGAAGAAAUGAAGUAUUUUUCAUCCAUGGCCAAGGAAGCUCCUGACAAAUGAAAUUUUGUGAUUUUAUUCAGAUGGAGAUACCAAAAUGCAUCCAUUUAUUUGUCAAGGUUAAUUACAGCACUAGAAAUUGACACUAGGAAAUAAACAAAGCAGUCAACAUAGGUCAUCAGAAUAUUAACAUCAGCGAUUGAAAUCAAACAUUAUGUUCAUUUAAUAUUAGAUAUGUUCCAGAAGGUAUCUGAAGGCUCUUGACAAAUGCUGUGCAACGCACAUAAAUACAUAUGUAAUUUUUUUUCUCUGGAUAUUAUUUAUUAAUGCUUUUCAAUGUGAUUAGGAUUUCAUUUCUUGCGAGAUUAAAAUUAACAUAAUCAACAUAAUUUUUGGAAAGUAAUUUAUACUAUUUGAAAUGCAAAGUUUUUUGCAUAUUUUAUGAAGAAUUAAAAUUGUUUUUAAGGUAUAUUGAAAUUCAUCUGAAGCUUUUUAAUCAAUAUUUUCUUCUGGAAUAUUUUCUUCUUUGACUGCUAGAGUUUUUUCUGAUGCAAAUAGUUAAGUUGUCUGAAAGAUGGUUUUAUGGAGCACUUAAAAGUAUUUGUCUGUUAAUGUUUAGUAUUUACUUUGUUUUAUCUAUUUUCAAUUAGUUUAAUACACUUUUAAUGUGCAUUGACAUCUUGUCUGGGUCCCAGUGUGACCGCAAAGUCUGAGUAUGUCUGCAGUGGAGGAUAUGGGAACACUCUAUGUACUAGGAAAGACGUCAAGACAAAUUUGAGAAAAUCCGUUUGUUCAGCAGCAACAAGCAAGAAAUCAAACACAGACCUACCAACUCUGCUUAUACUACAGGACCAGCACUUCAACUUAUUAAACAGUUGGAAUUUGUUCUUGUAAAUUUACCCAGAUUAUGUCCUUCAUCAUUUUCCUCUGAUACG